AUGUCCUCUCCAGGACAACCGGGCGCAUUGCCGACCCAGGCAGCCAAGCGGCCAGCGAAAAGGACCAAGGUCGCGUGCAAGCCGUGUCAUCGUCGGCGUGUCAAAUGCGACGCCGGCGAGGUGCGACCAUGCUGGCACUGUCGGCUGCGCGGAACCGAGUGUGAGCUGAUCGACAGUCGGCGAGGCAAGUACAUUCGAAGGAUUCCUGCAGCCGCCGGGGCAAGCAAUGUAUCUCCCUGCAUUCCGACAUCAACUGAGGCCAAUCUGGGCGCUCCCGUCCCUGGUACACCGCGUACUGGCCCCGAAGUGACCCGCUGCCCAGCUGGGCCACAGUCCCUCGGCCAGGCACCAAGCCCACCAGCGACUGCUGAUUUAGUGUCCUCCGACAAUGUUCGAGAGGGCUAUGGCAGCAGUGAAGGCCCGGAAAUGCUCUUCGCUCGACUGGCGGAUGCCGGACCCGAUGUGGAAUCGCCGGGGGUGUCGACGGAAGUUGUGCGUACAUACUACAUGGGCGAGUCCUUUAGCCUGGCAUAUGUAGUACGAUCACUAUCUGGCUCGUCUGCCCAUCUCCAGCUCCACUAUCCAAUCCCCAAUGAUGUUGCCGAACAUGGACAUAAUUCUGCAGAGGGCUUGAAAGACUCCGAUCCGGCGACGCUAGCAUAUCUCAACAUGCACGGCGCCUUCACAUUGCCACCCCAGGAUGUAAGAGACGAGUUCCUCUAUAUUUUCUUUAAUUAUGUCCAGCCUGCCUUCCCUGUCCUGGAUCGCCAGGGCUUUUGCACCCUCUAUCGUUUCAACAGAGCAUCCCUACUGGUGCAGCAGACCAUUUACUUUCUUGCCUCAAUUAUUUGUAGUGAGGACACCUUAAAACGUACGGGUUUUCUCGAUCGAUAUAGUGCUCGAAGGACAUUUUACCUUCGUGCCAAAGCCCUGUACGAUAUGGAUUGUGAGCAAAACAAGGACACGCUUGCGGCGGUGCUUUUCCUGUUGGCCUUCUGGUGGGAAGGCCCAGAGGAUCAGAAGGACACCUGGCACUGGCUCGGGGCGGCCAUAGGUCUCGCUCAAACCCUAGGAAUGCAUCGUUCGACGGCUAAUUCUGGUAUGUCAUCCCGACAACGCUCAAUGUGGAAGAGGAUAUGGUGGUCCAUCUAUAUUCGCGAUCGCCAUGCAGCAGCGGCACUCGGCCGCCCUUGCAGAAUCAAUGACGAGGAUUGUGACGUCGAGAUUCUGGACGAGGAGGACUUUCUGGUUGAUCAUGAAUCUGCAAGCGAGUUUCUCCCCACAGAAUGUCAGUACCACAGAUCAUAUGUCAUUGAAAUGGCUAAACUUGCAGUCAUGCUGGGAAAGCUUCUCAAUCAUCAAUUUUCACCUCGCAAGGUGAGGCUCAAUAUUCCAUCAGUGGACGAUCUGAGCAAGGAUCUGUACGAGUGGGAGAAAAACCUUCCUUCAGAGCUCCGCCGCACAUCGGUGGAUGAAACACUCGGUGCGCCCUUCUGGUCUGCUAUGCUGCAUGCCAGUUACUACAAUUGUCAGAUUUUGCUCUUCCGUCCAGACGGUCGUAGUUAUGAAACAGAACAGCCCCAAUUGCUCAAUAAGAAAGCAAGAGCUGCAGCGGACGCUACCACCAGGAUUGUCGAAGAUCUAUUAACUGCAGAAACAAUGGCCGUUGGACAGCUGCACCUGGUUCCUGCGAUCUUUGCGGCCUUGACAAUCCACGCUCUGACCAUUCGAAGUACCGAUGCAGUUCAAAAGCAACUGGCUGAAAACCGAGCUCGGCAGUGUAUAUUAGGAAUGAGCGAACUCGCCAAGGGGUGGCCCGUGGCUGGCUGGAUCCUUCGUCUUUUUAUCAAACUCAUGAAGAGGCUAACUGGGCAUGGAUCCUACUCGGCUCAAAUACCAGACGGCAUCUCAAACAGGGACCGGCAUCUCGGACAGCAGUCUAUUCAACCACUGCCGAACAAUAGCAGUCCCCCAAGCUAUUCAGGCGGCAACACCGAUCAGUAUCUCGUAACCAACAAUGCGCCUCCCCGGCAGGGGCAUGAAGAUUUUGGCAUAGUGGAAACCGAUCAGCUCAUAUCGGACGUUAUAUGGGAUUCUGGCCAGAGCGACUUUGAUCUUGAUUUGAGCCUAUUUCCAUCCCAUCUCGGGUUCUUACAGGGCCGAACGUUUUGA
This is a messenger RNA of Aspergillus puulaauensis, 2172 nucleotides long. RefSeq lists its product as uncharacterized. Lineage: Eukaryota; Fungi; Ascomycota; Eurotiomycetes; Eurotiales; Aspergillaceae. The record is from RefSeq and is a predicted model, not a curated record. The transcript is spliced from 7 exons. Gene Ontology annotation, molecular function: DNA-binding transcription factor activity, RNA polymerase II-specific; zinc ion binding; DNA binding. Gene Ontology annotation, biological process: regulation of DNA-templated transcription; DNA-templated transcription. Bases 1 to 2172 code for a protein of 723 amino acids.